This is a messenger RNA of Xenopus laevis (African clawed frog), 2122 nucleotides long. Its product is annotated as provisional ortholog of interferon induced protein with tetratricopeptide repeats 5 S homeolog. Bases 286 to 1674 code for a protein of 462 amino acids. The transcript is spliced from 4 exons. Gene Ontology annotation, biological process: defense response to virus; response to other organism. The record is from RefSeq and is a predicted model, not a curated record. Gene Ontology annotation, cellular component: cytosol. NCBI's taxonomy places the organism in Eukaryota, Metazoa, Chordata, Amphibia, Anura, Pipidae.
UUGAGAUUGACAGCUGCGGGAAUCUGCUAGAAACAUUCUAACAAACACCGUGAGGUUCAGCACAGAUUCAUUGUCUCCCUUUAAUGAGUGAGACUAUUAUACUGGGGAACCAGCGUCACUUGGGAAUUUCUUGCACGAGUAUCUUGCACCAUUAUUUACUGUGUCUUCUAAAACUCAGAGAGGUCAGGUGAUUGUAUUAUAUACUUAUAAAAGACGAGCUGCAGCCAGAGUGGACUUUUUGGAUUCACAGGUGUUGGAAUAUAUUAGAAACGCAUAACAAGCACCAUGAGUGAUCUGCCAGAAGAAUCAUUAAAGAACGCUUUGCUUAAUCUGAAAUGCCAUUUUACAUGGACUGUGGACAUGGAAGCAGUGGCUGAUAUUGACAAUAUAGAAGACGGGCUUCAUCAUCAAAUUGCAUUUUUACCUUCUAUACCCAGACAUAGGCUUCAUAAUUUAUUGUCCUAUACAAAUUAUUUGAAAGGAGACAAUGAAGAAGCAAUUAGACAGCUUCAGGAAGCCGAACAGCACCUGCAAGGAACACAGUCUGUGGAUAUCAAAAGAGCUGUGACCUACAGUAAUUAUGCCUGGCUGUACUACCAUUUAAACCAGUUUAGCAACGCUCAGUCUUACUUAGAAAGAGUGGAAGCCAUUUACAAUAAUUAUGAUUCUUCUCCAGAACAUGAUAUUCUUCUUACUGAGAUAUAUGGAGAACGGGCCUGGGCUCUGUUAACAUUCUAUGGGAAGAACUGUGAAAGGGCUAAAGAGUGGUUUGAGAAAGCGCUAGAGCUAGAUCCACACAAUCCUGAGCUCAAUUCAGGAUAUGCCACAGUCAUGUAUCGCUUAGAAAAUCAAGAUAACAGAUUUUACGCAAACAACAAUUGUGAAUGUUUAGAGUUGCUCAAACGUGCUGUGACAUUAAAUGAAAAUGAUUCUGUGAUUAAAGCUCUUCUUGCCUUGAAAUAUCACUAUUUGGGUCGAGGUGAAGAGGGAGAAACAAUUAUGGAGGAGGCUCUUAGACAAACUCCAGACUCACCAGAUUUAAUUCGACAUGCUGCUAAAUUUUACAGAAGAGAAGGAAAGAUUGAUUAUGCUAUUACCAUUCUCAAGAAAGCCCUAGAAAAAACUCCUACUUCAUGUCAUCUUCACUACGAGAUUGGGCUUUGUUACGAACAAAAGAUGAACAUGUUCGUUUCUUUAGCUACAUCUCAUUUUGAAAAAGUUCUUCAAUAUAAAAAAAGAUUUGUUGAUGCAUAUAUUCAUUUGGCGAAAAUGUAUGUCAAACAAAAUCAAUUUAAAAAGGCGGAAGAUACAUUUCAAAAAGGGCUAAAUCUGGAAAAUCUAACAUGUGAAGACAAACAAGAGAUUCAUUACCAUUACGCAGUUUUUAAGCAAUAUCAAUGUGGGUCUGAAUCUGAAGCCAUAAGUCAUUAUAAAGAAGUAUUAAUGAUACCAAAUAAAACAAGUGUUAGAUCUAAAUCCAAAAAUAAGUUGGAACAGUUGGCUAAACGGAGACAAGACUCGUCAGAUGCAACUGGAUUUGGAUUGUUAGGGUUCAUUCAUCAGCAAGAGGGAGAAAUUAGCCAAGCAAUUGAUUACUAUGAGAGAGCACUGGAACUGGAUCCAGAUAAUGAAGAGUAUAUGAGUGCAUUGCAUUACAUGAGACUCAAUGAAUAACAAGUGAACUAUCUGGAAAACCCCUACAUGCUUUCCCAGAUCAUUUGCAACAGUUUUACUCUACAUCGAACAUUAUUACAUUAAUGUUAUUUAGAAAAAAAUUAAUUUUGUAGCUGCUUACAUGGGUGUCAUUUUCAAUAGCAAAAUGUCUUGCUGAGCUUGCACACGUCUGGCACAGUCCUCUGCUUGGAACUAUCGAUUGAAAAAUAAUAUUGCAAGAAAAUUUUAUUUUUUCUGUCAUACAAAUCAUUUUGCUUGAUCCAAUAUUAAAACAAACAAAUUAAUUUCUAAUAUCACAUGUUAAAUAUGAUUAUUAGCAAGGCAUUACAAAUUAUGUCAAUGUUGUAAAUCAUUCUUGUCCAUAACAAGAAACAAUAAGUCAAUUUGCUUAUGUUUGCUGUCAUUUAUCGGCUGUGCUGUGCAUUUCUAAUUAAAUAUAAUUAAAACU